Messenger RNA from Batrachochytrium dendrobatidis JAM81, 279 nucleotides. RefSeq lists its product as uncharacterized. Gene Ontology annotation, cellular component: mitochondrial intermembrane space. Gene Ontology annotation, biological process: mitochondrial respiratory chain complex IV assembly. NCBI's taxonomy places the organism in Eukaryota, Fungi, Chytridiomycota, Chytridiomycetes, Rhizophydiales. Bases 1 to 279 code for a protein of 92 amino acids. The record is from RefSeq and is a predicted model, not a curated record. The transcript has a single exon.
AUGUGUAGCUGGCAAGUGUUUUCCAAGGCUAUUGCACCAGAACGAGGUGCAUUUCCCAUGGAUCUGGAUGGAGUGUGUGGAGCUGCAGUCAGGGACUACAUUUCUUGUGUAAGAUCCAGCAGUGGAGAAACUAUGAAGUGCCGUGAAUUAGCUCGUCUGUACUUGUCCUGCCGUAUGGAUCAUGGGCUGAUGGAGAAGGAUGAUUUCGCUAACUUGGGUUUCAACGCUCCUGGCUCCAAAAAACCCACGGCAGAUCAAAACUCAACUGCAUCAAAGUAA